Molecule: messenger RNA, 651 nt
Organism: Didymodactylos carnosus
Lineage: Eukaryota; Metazoa; Rotifera; Eurotatoria; Philodinida; Philodinidae
Source: the annotation of a GenBank genome assembly
AUGUGUGAUUCCAAGUGUCGUCUUGAAUAUCUUAAAUGGUUAAAGUAUAAUAAUGAAUUACAGUGUUUAUUGAAUGAAGGUGCAGUAAUGUCAGAUAAAUACGCUGAUAAAAUGUGGACUCGUUUGAAAGACACAAAUAAAGUGAAAGAACGAUUAAGUAGAGAAAAUCUUACACAUCAUUCAAAAUGGAAGGAUCAGGAUGCACAAAAUUACUCAUUUCCGCAACUAACCGAACAGGAGCUUCGUGAUAUCACCUUCGGAAUAUUUCAAGUGAAGCAAGCUUCGUCCUAUGUUCAAGAACACUUAAAGCCAUCAGCAGCUUUUCCUCAAGAUUUUGAGUUUACGAUACAAACAGCGGACAAUGUUGACGAUUUAGUAAAAGUUCGGUAUCAAUCACGUCAUUCUAAUAGUCAGAUAUAUAACACAUAUAUUGAAUAUAACAACGGCAUUCUAAAUCCGAUUUCCAGAUGGUUUUGCACUUGUACAGCUGGCGAACGAACUGUCGGUUGCUGCAGUGACAUCGCUGCCACUUUGUGGCACCUUUGCUUGAACCAGACGGCUAUCCAUGACGUUAAUCAAUCACCAAAUAAUUAUCUUAAUCUUGUAGAAGAUGCUUUACAGUUUUCUGAUUACGAGAAUUCGUCCGACUAG